ACAAGCCCAAGACUCCUCGACUAAGUAUGCGGUCUUCGUCCUUCAAGUCCUCCGUCAGCGUCACGCACAUCAGCACGGCGACGGCCAUCUUGACCAUUGACGACGUCAACUUCUUGCUCGACCCAGCUUUCGGCAACCAUGGCGACUUCCAGCAACGUGACGGUGUCCUGCUCACGAAGACUGACGACCCCGCGCUCGGACUCGAGGACUUGCCUGUCAUUGACGCUGUCCUCCUGAGCCACGAGGACCACGUCGACAACCUCGACACAUCCGGUCGCACAAUGCUGAAUGGCCGCCACGUCUUCACCACCCUCGACGGCGCCAAGAACCUCGCUCCUCGCCCUGGCGUUCGUGGACUUGCACCCUGGGAGUCCACGACGGUCACGCUGAACGGCAAGCAGUUCAAAAUCACGGGAACGCCCACCCAGCACCUGCCUGGCGGAGAGUGCACGGGCUUCGUGCUCGAGUCACCCUCCUUUGGCGUGAACGAGGCGGACGGUCUGCCGAACGUUGUGUACGUGUCGGGCGACACGGUGCACAUUCCGCAGCUGGCGAACGAGCUUCCGAAGAGGUACCACGUUGUGGUGGCGCUCAUGAACCUCGGCAAGGCCAUCGCCCCACUACCGACGGGACCUCUUCAGAUCACAAUGGACGGCGCGCAAGGAGCUCAGCUCACUCGGGACAUUGGCGCAGAGAAGAUGGUGCCGCUGCACUUCGAGUCGUGGAAGCACUUCACGGAAUCCGUCGAGGACGCCCGUGCUGAGCUGGCUGCGGACGCGAAUAUCAAAGACAAGGUCGUCUGGGUUGUCCCUGGCGUGAAGACGGUGAUUGUGUGAGGUGUGACCUCUUUCAAGGGCGAAGAUGGAAAGCCUAGCUAUUACCCGGGAUCUAGGUCAGCGUGUUGUUCGUAUCCGUAAUUUUCUUCUUGUUUUAGUGGUCGCACGAAUUGCUCCACGACUUUUUUUUCAAAC
This is a messenger RNA of Phytophthora sojae, 971 nucleotides long. RefSeq lists its product as hypothetical. Bases 27 to 836 code for a protein of 269 amino acids. The record is from RefSeq and is a predicted model, not a curated record. The transcript has a single exon. Lineage: Eukaryota; Oomycota; Peronosporomycetes; Peronosporales; Peronosporaceae.